GAGAAGUUAACUGGAAGUCUUUGAAGAUCGAUAACUUUGCUGAGGUUGUCCAGGGUUACUUUUCAAAAGAAGAUUUCCCUGCUCACAAGCCAGUAGAAGACUUUCAGCCCAAGCAAGGGUGAAGACAGCUCUCUCCAAGAGCAGAGGAAGUCCCUGUGGAGAGAAGCCGAGCUUGUUAGCAGAACUCGUCGGCAUGUCUAAACAAGGAGAGGAUUGCUACUUCUAUUUCUAUUCUACCUGUACCAAGGGAGACAAAUGUGCCUACCGCCACUGCGAAGCUGCUCUGGGCAAUGAGACGGUCUGCAAGCUGUGGCAGGAGGGUCGUUGUCUCAGGAACGUCUGCCGAUUCAGACACAUGGAAAUUGACAAAAAGCGCAGUGAGAUUCCUUGCUACUGGGAGAAGCAGCCGGGAGGCUGUCAGAAAGCCAACUGUGCUUUUCAUCAUGCAAAGGGACGUGACAUCGAUGGACAAUUCUUCCCACCAAGCAAGACUACACUGCCAAGUCCGCCUGAGUCCACGGACGAUGAUUUGAAAGUGGCUCAGAUGUCACUGCAGCAAAACAAACUUUCUGUCCAGUCAAAUCCCUCUCCACAGCUAAGGGGGGUGAUGAAAGUGGAAAACUCUGAAAAUGUCCCAAGCCCUACGCACCCUCCAGUUGUAAUCAAUGCUGCAGAUGAUGAUGAAGAUGAUGAUGACCAACUUUCUGAGGAAGGAGAAGAAACUAAAACUCCCGUCCAGCAACCAGCUGCGGAAGGCAAAAAUGGAUUACGGGUGAUUUCCACUCGGAAAGGCAGUUCUCCUACUACUAAACAAGAGGGCAAUCUGAAUUUUGGAAUAAAAACACUUGAGGAAAUCAAAUCGCAGAAGAUGAAGGAAAAAAAUAAGAGACAAACAGAAGGUUCUUCAAGAUCUUCUCUUCCUCCCGUUGAUUCUAUGAUUUUUCCUGCUCCAGAAAAGGAAAAUGUCCGGACAGUGGUGAGAACUGUGACACUGUCUUCCAAGAAAGGGGAGGAACCUGUGGUUCGACUAGAUCUUGCUGAUAGACAAGGAAAACGGAAAGCCUCCGCGGAUGAUGUAAGCACCGUUCCAGUGAAGCGCAGCCUUGCUGAAAGGCUGGGGAAGAAGGUAGAGGCUCCGGAAAAUGCUGACAAAGCACCCAAGAGCGAUACAGUUCAAGUUGCCAAGUCUCUGAAGGACAGGCUGGGAUUACCUCCUAAACAGACCAGUACUGAGAGAGGGAAGGAUGCUAAGCUGAUGGGAGAGAUCCGUGUGAAAACACUGGAGGAAAUCCGUCGUGAGAAAGCUCUUCAGAGACACGAAACUCAAGCCAAAGGCGAGGCUGAAGGGCAUGGUAAAACCGAAGAUUCCAGCGCAGGGGCAAGACCUGCUCGUGUAGGUCGCAUCAAAACUUUCUCUGAAGCCUUGUCUGAAAAAAAGAAUAAUCGCUUGGUAGAAGAGAAGAAAAAAGCAGGAGAAUCCCAUACCAAGAGCAAAAUUCAGGGUGAGUCCAAGAAGCAGCUCGCUCUGUCCGGGCCCAGCAAAGGGCAGGCGAAGGAGCCGGCAGGAAAAGUCAAGCCAGGAGAAGUGCAUGUUAAAACCUUGGAAGAAAUAAAGCGUGAGAAAGCUCUGCGGAUGCAGCAGAGUGAAGGAAAUGUGUCAGCUCCCUCAGCACAACCCGGACCUGCCCCAGCAGAACAGAAAUCUUUAUGGAGCACAAAACUAACAGCACCUGAAAAAGAAGAAAAGAAGGCAGUGGAAUUGAACCGGCCUUUUCCUAAACUUUCCUCUGUACCUGAUGUACAGCCCACUCAGCAGAGUGGAACUCGUAAACGUCCAGAGAAGAGCAUUGAAGAGAGACGGUGGGAGAAGCGGCAACAGAAAGAACAACAAGGGAAGCUUCAGAAGGAGGAAGCUGCUGUCAAAUCUACUGCUGGCUUUAAUACUGAACCAGCAGGGAAAGUGGCAGCUCAAUUUCAGGGUCAGGAAGCUAAAACCAACGUUAUGACAUCUGCGAAGCCUUCGGGUGGGAAAGUCACUUUCCCCAAGAAGAAGGCACUGAAACGUAAGGCACCUGAGAGUUAUCCCUCUGCCGUAGCAGCUGUGGAACUCCGGACUGCCUUGGAUGCUGAGACGAUGGGACCUCCAGCCAAAAAAGUAGCCAUGGGUGUUUCAGACAUGCCGGAGCACGUCCCAGCCAUCAGACUUGAAGAAAAUCCCCAAAACAGACCUGAAGUGCGUCUUGGAAGCCCAGCAAGAUUGGAGGAGCAGAUGGAGACCAAUCUCGAGACCUCGACCUCAGCUUCUUCCCAGCUAGAAGAGGCACGGACACGCCGGCUGAGUUCCACGGGGAACGCGCCCUUAUCUGCGGAUGAAGAUUUUGAGAAAUUACUUUGGGAAAUCUCAGGAGGCAGACUGGAAGCAGAAAUUGACUUAGACCCAGGGAAGGACGAGGAUGACCUCCUCCUUGAACUCUCUGAGAUGAUUGACAGUUGAACUGCGUAGUCCUAUGGUAUAUUUAAAAAAAAAAAAUUAAAACUGUUCUUCUUGUUGGAUACCCCGAGGUGAUCCUUUUUCUAACUGAAGCUUUGCAAUGAGACUUAAAGCACAGUCCGAACUGGUAGAAAUUGGCAGGAUCUGCACUCAGUUGUCCUAAAUUUCCCUGCUGGUCAGAGUUAAGGUCUUGUGCAUCCGUUCUGUAACUAUAGGUGGCUACCUUUGAUAUCAAGAGGACAAAGCACUUCUUUUGGCACAGAAAGAUCUCCAUUGGCACGCCACGGUGGCUGCAAAUCGAUCUUCUGAUGGAGCGAUGCUCUGAAGGCUUAAACGUAAAGCUUCUUCCUUCCUCCCCCCUUGGCACAACUCGAUGUUGGGCACAUUGUGAAGCUUCGGUGUUCUGAUUUCUCGGACAGUUGAUACCCAAAUCCUGGAGUUACUAUGUCAACUCUUGACUUUUACUUGUGUAUGCCAUUGUUUUGACUGUACCCGUGUCAGAUGAUGAAGCUGUAGGGGUGGGAGGGAGCAGAAUCGUUAUUCCAGUGUGUUGUGGACCAAACUUGCUGCCAGGAGUGGGGGUGGGGGUCAGCCCACCCAGCCUUACUUUCAAUUAUCAGGGAUGAUCAAAUGGUGAAAAGCAGCAGCUCUGCCAUGCGGCUCCACUACCCCCACUCCCUUCUCUUGUGCUGUACCAAAGUUCCCCCAGGCUUUGGUUGGUGCUUUUUGUUGGUGUGAGGAAUCCGGGGCGAGCAGUCGGGACUCUGCCGCAGUCACGGGGUCGAUGAAGGGUUGUUUAAGUGCCUCUUGGUUUUCAAAAUUGCUCCCCUGAGCUGCUGGCUCUGCUGCCUGCUACAGCAAAUGUUCGGGUGCCAUCAGCAUCGCGCUUGGGCGUGGGCACUGACCCUGCGGAGGACAGAGCUGAAAUUCGGGUGUAUUGUGUACCCUGCCACCAGCCAUCGUUUUUUUGUUGUUUUUUUUUUUUUCCCUAGCAGAUCAAUUUUGAAUUAUUUUCCGAACUUUUCGCGGCACGGUAGGCUCUUCCCGCUAUGAUUUGUGAAGCUGUGGGGGCCCUCAGGCAUUUGCUGCUGGCAGAGGAAAAACGCUUGUUGAAUUUGUUGUAAAUACUUCAUGUUUGGACAAAA
Molecule: messenger RNA, 3636 nt
Organism: Anas platyrhynchos (mallard)
Lineage: Eukaryota; Metazoa; Chordata; Aves; Anseriformes; Anatidae
Source: RefSeq, a predicted model, not a curated record